AGGAAAUCAUGGAGCCAAACCAAAGCACCUCGAACCUGAACACCAUGUCGAACCUCAGCAACACCUACGCUACGAAGGACAUCUCGUCUGCCCUCGACCCCUCAGCCUUCCUCCUCUUCACAAACGGCGGAAAGCAGGCCCGCGCCGCUCUCGAGGCCGCGCUCGCCCUCGGCGAGGCUAGCCGGCCCCGCCUUCGCGUCACCGUCCACAGCGACUCCUCCGCCGCCUCCCUGCGCGCCGCAUUUCCCGCCCUCGACCCCGUCUCCAUCCUCGUCGGCGAUACACGUGAGCUCUCCUUCCAGCGCGCCGCGCUCGCCGGCGGGGUCUCGCACGUCUACCACGUCGGGCGCGAGUUCACGCCUUCGGAAGCCGUGCAUGCGAUCGACUGGAUCGACAAUGCGAAGGCGGCGGGCACGGUGAAGUUCUUCGUGUAUGUGGGCGCACUGCAUCCAUUCCGGCGCAAGAUGAUCAACCAUCGGAUCAAGUUGGAUGUGGAGGAAUAUCUGGCGGAGGCACGGUUGCCGUACUGUGUACUGCAGCCAGCGGACCACAUGCAGAACCACGACGUGAAGAAGGCGGUGGAGACGGGCGAGCUAAUCCAGUACUACAGCGUGGACGAGCUGGAGGCGUUCUUCGACAUCAAGGAUCUUGGGGAGGUCUCUGUCAAGGUGCUCGAGAACCCCGGCGAGCAUAACCUGGCAAGAUACGAGCUGUUUGGGUAUGCGCACACGUACAGAGAGGCAGCAGAGAUCUUGAGCAGGGUAGCGGGCAGGCCAGUCAAGGCGCGCAAGGUCGAGCGCGAGGAGGCGCUGGUGAUGUGCACGGAGAGAGCCAAGUCGCGCGGCGAGAACGAGUACUACGCGAAUGGCUUCGCCAUGAUGAUCGCGUACAACGAUAGGUUCGGACUGCUGGGGAAUAGUAACGUCUUGAAGUGGUUGCUUGGGAGGGCGCCGACGACAUGGGAGGAGUUCUGCAAGCGUGUACUGGCGUGAUUAAAAUUCAAGAUGUACUGAAGCGAGCUGAAUCGAUGCGGAG
Molecule: messenger RNA, 1035 nt
Organism: Schizophyllum commune H4-8
Lineage: Eukaryota; Fungi; Basidiomycota; Agaricomycetes; Agaricales; Schizophyllaceae
Product: NAD(P)-binding protein
Exons: 3
Coding region: 9-992 (327 amino acids)
Source: RefSeq, a predicted model, not a curated record